UUUCACGUUCUAGUUUUACCACAUUACAAUCAUAGCAAUGGCUCCCGAUAAGAAGGAUAAGAAGCGUAAGGCGCCCGCCGCCGCCGUCGCGCCCGCUGCCGACUCGCCCGCGAAGAAGACCAAGAAAGCCAGCGAGACGACCAAGGAGAAGAGCGCGCCGAAGCCCGCUGUGAAGAAGACUAAGGAUACUGAGGAGAAGCCCGCCGCCAAGGCGAAGAAGGCCAAUGAUGAGAAGCCGACGAGACAGGUCAAGCCUCGCAAGCGUGCGGCUGAUUUCCUGACCGACGAUGAGAGUGCGGCGGAGGAGGCUGUUCCUGUCAAGUCCAAGGCCAAGGUCGAGGCCGAGUCGAAGAAGUCGAGUAACAAGAAGUCCAAGAAGGAGGAUGGUUCCGCUGCUCCCGCCCCGAAGGCCGCUACCAAGACCGCCAGUGCGAAGGCCAGCCCCAAGGCUAGCAAGAAGGUGGAGGUCGCUGAGGAGUCCGACUCCGACUCCGAUGAUGUGUCUGCUGCGCCGGAUGCCGCUGAGAGUGAUGACAAUGAGGAUGAGGAAGAUGACCAGACUGCGGCGCUUAUCAGGGGCUUUGAGAGCAGCGGUGACGAGGACGAGUCUGGAGAUGAGGGUUUCGACCCCAGCAAGCCCGUGCCUAAGAUCCCUGACUCCAAGAAGACGAAGCGCAAGCUCCUGAAGAAGCAGAAGGAGGAGAAGAGUGGUAACUCGGAAGAGCCCGGUACCGUCUACAUUGGUCGUAUCCCCCACGGUUUCUACGAACACCAGAUGCGCGCCUACUUCUCUCAAUUCGGCGAAAUCACCCGUCUGCGUCUCUCGCGGAACCGUCUCACCGGCCGCUCCAAGCACUACGCGUUCGUGGAGUUCAACUCCACCUCGGUGGCCAAGAUCGUCGCCGGAACCAUGGACAACUACCUGAUGUACGGCCACAUCCUGAAGUGCAAGUACGUGCCGGCCGAGCAGCUGCACCCGGAGAUCUGGAAGGGCGCCAACCGCCGGUUCAAGCACACCCCGUGGAACCGCAUCGAGAAGAAGCGACUGGACAAGGGCAAGACGCGGGAGCAGUGGACUGAGCGCAUCGAGCGCGAGCAGAAGAGACGGCUGGCCAAGGCCGAGAAGCUCAAGGCUAUGGGGUACGAGUUCGACAUGCCAGAGCUGAUGAGCGUCGACCAGGUGCCUGUCCAGGAAGAGAAGGAAGAGACCAAGGCCGUCGAGGCUGCUGAGGAGCCGACCAAGGCCAUCGAGGAGGCUCCUGCUGCUGAGAAGGAGACCAAGGAGACCAAGGCUGAUGAUACCCAGAAGAAGUCCAAGAAGGAAAAGAAGCAGCCGGCUUCGGAGCAGGGCACGCCUAAGCAGAGCACUCCUAAGCAGGGUAAGGCGGAGCCGAAAGUCGACGUGACGCCUUCGUCUGCCAGCAAGGCGGCCAAGAAGGGUGGAAAGAAGAGCAAGGCCAAGGCGUAGAUGUCUAUUUCAAUUCCUCUUUGUUUUUAGUGCAUAAUGGUGUAUAUCUCCUAG
Aspergillus candidus is the source of this 1522-nucleotide messenger RNA. RefSeq lists its product as uncharacterized. Gene Ontology annotation, cellular component: nucleolus. Gene Ontology annotation, biological process: maturation of LSU-rRNA from tricistronic rRNA transcript (SSU-rRNA, 5.8S rRNA, LSU-rRNA). NCBI's taxonomy places the organism in Eukaryota, Fungi, Ascomycota, Eurotiomycetes, Eurotiales, Aspergillaceae. The transcript has 3 exons. The coding region runs from base 38 to 1468 and encodes 476 amino acids. Gene Ontology annotation, molecular function: RNA binding. The record is from RefSeq and is a predicted model, not a curated record.